Messenger RNA from Cicer arietinum (chickpea), 1172 nucleotides. RefSeq names its product agamous-like MADS-box protein MADS2. NCBI's taxonomy places the organism in Eukaryota, Viridiplantae, Streptophyta, Magnoliopsida, Fabales, Fabaceae. Gene Ontology annotation, cellular component: nucleus. Gene Ontology annotation, molecular function: RNA polymerase II transcription regulatory region sequence-specific DNA binding; protein dimerization activity; DNA-binding transcription factor activity. Gene Ontology annotation, biological process: positive regulation of transcription by RNA polymerase II. The record is from RefSeq and is a predicted model, not a curated record.
UACUAGGAGGGCUAAUAACUACUAGGAUAGAUAGCAAUUGCGUUUGUGUUUGUUGAGGUUACUUUCAACAUCUUUAAAAAAGGCCACAUAUUCCUUUCACUAAGCAAAACCUUUAGUUAAUAACCAUACCUACUAAAACUCAAGGACACAUAUCGUGUCGUAAUCUUACACAAAGCUAGAAGAAAAUACAAUUUUGCAGAAAAUUAAAUCUUCUAUAAAAUUUAUAUAUUUACUUAUUCUGAAAAAGCAAUGUUUAUUUAAUCAUAAUUUUUUUUAUAUAUAUAUAAAGAAAUUAUGGGUAGGGGAAAGGUAGAGCUGAAGAGGAUUGAGAAUAAAAUAAAUCGUCAAGUAACAUUUGCAAAGAGAAGAAAUGGGUUGCUCAAGAAAGCUUAUGAACUCUCUGUCCUUUGUGAUGCUGAGGUUGCUCUUAUUAUUUUCUCCAACCGUGGAAAGCUCUAUGAGUUCUGCAGUGGUUCUAGCUAUUUGUUUUAGUAUGGCCAAGACACUUGAACGCUAUCAAAGAAGUAGUUAUGGAGCCUUGGAAGUACACCACCCACAAGAACAUGAGACACAGAGGCGCUAUCAAGAGUAUCUCAAGCUAAAAUCAAAAGUUGAGACACUACAGCAAACACAGAGAAACAUUCUUGGGGAAAAGUUGGAGCACUUAGAUAUUAACGAGCUUGAGCAGCUAGAAAGUCAGUUAGAUUCUUCUUUGCGACAAAUCAGGUGGAAGAAGACACAACAAAUGCUUGAUCAACUAUCGGAUUUGCAAAGAAAGGAAGAGAUGCUACUGGAAACUAAUAAUAUCCUGAGGAACAAGUUGGAAGAGAUUAAUGUGGCCCUUCAACCAACAUGGGAAGCUAGGGAGCAAAAUGCUCACUACAGUUGCCACCCUCCUCAAUCAGAGGAAUACUAUGAGAAAGCACAUAGCAAUACAUUGCAAAUUGGCUGCAAUUCUUCAGGGUUAAAUGAAUCGAGAGAAGUUAUAGGAUCCUCAGCUCAUAAUGUCAGUGACUUCAUGCAUGGAUGGAUGACCUAAAUUUAUACUUAAUUAUUUUAAUCCAUGAUUCUAAUAAAUGGAAGUUUUUAUUAUGCCUAUAUAAGAAAAGGCUAUAAUAUACAUAUCAUAGGUGUCAUGCAAAGUAAAACAUUCAAAAGAUUUGCUUUAUAUU